GAAGGAGGUGCUAGCGCUUUCUUUCGCAGGCUGAGGAGCAGUGGAGCAUUGGCGGAGGCUCGGAGCUCCACAGCGCGGUGUGAAAAGUCGACCAUGGCGCCCAGCUCGCAGGCAGACGAUGUUGUCUCUGGUGUUCGGAAAGGGAUUCGGGCCAUCCUGCUGGGGCCCCCCGGCGCGGGGAAAGGGACUCAGGCGCCCAAGCUGGCAGAGAAGUUCUGUGUGUGUCAUCUGGCCACUGGGGACAUGCUGAGAGCGAUGGUGGCCUCCGGCUCUGACCUGGGCAAAAGAUUAAAACAGACAAUGGAUGCUGGCAAACUGGUGAGUGAUGAGAUGGUCGUCGAGCUCAUCGAGAAGAACCUGGGUACUCCUGCCUGCAAAGAUGGGUUUCUGUUGGAUGGUUUUCCUCGCACAGUUAAACAAGCAGAAAUGUUGGAUGAACUGCUUGAGAAACGCACCGAGAAGCUGGACUCUGUAAUCGAGUUCUCUGUAGAUGACUCUCUCCUUGUGCGCAGGAUCUGUGGCAGACUUGUUCAUCAGCCCAGUGGUCGCUCGUACCAUGAGGAGUUUAAUCCGCCCAAGGAGCCUAUGAAGGAUGAUGUGACCGGGGAGCCUCUGAUUCGUCGUAGUGAUGAUAACGAGGCGACGCUGCGCUCGAGGCUGGAGGCCUAUCACAAACAGACAGUGCCGCUGGUGCAGUACUAUAGCGCACGUGGUAUACACCGUGCCAUCGAUGCUGCUCAGUCACCCGACAUCGUCUUUGCCUCCAUCCUUGCUGCCUUCUCAGCCGCCACCUGUAAAGACCUUGUGUUCUUCAUCUAAACAUUUUCUCCAUCGCUCUUUUUCCUUAGUGUCUAUCUCUUUCAUGGAAGGGUUUGGGUUCUGCCUUUAAGGAAAAUGCUGCACUUGAGUGUGUGAGUUUGGAGGAAGCAUGUGGUUGAGUUGUCAGACCUGUGCCUGUGGAAACAUGACAGCUUUGACAACUCUCUGUGUUUUCUUACACUACACACCAUGGCACACACAGAUUUUAUAUCUGUGUAAUAUUAAUGCCUUGUUAGGAACUGAAAACAAAGUAGGCUGAAGUUUCAGAGGCUUUCUACAUUUGUGUCCAAGCAACCAGCAGUAGGUCUAGACAAAAAAAAACCAUGAGGAUGUGUUUUUACUCAGAAAUCUCUCACUAGGUCCGCAUGACCAAUCUGUCAUUUUCUUUCUAACAUCUCCUAUUUCUUGCCCAAUCUUUCUGAUUCAGUGCUGCAUGACAGUUAAUCAGUUCCAAAAACUAAAACAUCUGUUUUUUGUAGUUGCACUUUGUUCUUGUAAUUCUACUCAUGUCCACCAGGUGGUACGUGUAUUUAAUAUUUUUGUUUGCUGCAUUCUGCAGUGGAAAAAAGAAAAGAAUUGAUGUCCUUGCUUUCCCUUUUUGCAUCCAUGUGCUGAAUAGAAUAUUUAAUUUACUUAAGCCGUUUUUUUUUUCCUUCUACAGCUAUCUGAAACCUGCUUCCUCCAUCCAGUCUGAGCCUGAUGAGACAAAGGGGGGGAGUGUCAAUAACAUAAGUUUAUUCAUGGGUACGAUGAUCUGCUUUUUUUUUGUAGAGUUUACCAACAUUAAAACAGACAGUGUAAUGACUCUGACCAUCACUUGAAAUAAAAGGCAAUAUUCUACUGUCUUCAA
Messenger RNA from Pangasianodon hypophthalmus (striped catfish), 1669 nucleotides. It is a transcript of the gene ak2, whose product is annotated as adenylate kinase 2. Gene Ontology annotation, cellular component: cytoplasm; mitochondrion. Gene Ontology annotation, biological process: ADP biosynthetic process. Gene Ontology annotation, molecular function: AMP kinase activity; ATP binding. The transcript is spliced from 6 exons. NCBI's taxonomy places the organism in Eukaryota, Metazoa, Chordata, Actinopteri, Siluriformes, Pangasiidae. The coding region runs from base 94 to 819 and encodes 241 amino acids. The record is from RefSeq and is a predicted model, not a curated record.